UCAUUAGCACUGAAGAUCCGAUUCCCUUGUUUUUCAGGAUGCGUUACGUCGCAGCGUACCUUUUAGCGGUCCUGGGUGGCAACGAAUCUCCCACGUCAAAGGACUUGAAAAAGAUCCUCGACAGCGUUGGCAUCGAGACAGACGAUGAACGCAUGAACAAGGUUAUUAGUGAGCUGAGUGGAAAAAACAUUGAGGAUGUCAUUGCUCAGGGUAAUGGAAAACUCGCCAGCAUGCCGGCUGGGGGAGCUGUGGCAGUCUCUGCUGGAGGGGGCUCUGCUGCUCCUGCUGCAGCUGCCGCCCCUGCUGCCGCUGAGGAAAAGAAAGAAGAGAAGAAGGAGGAAUCUGAAGAAUCUGAUGAUGACAUGGGAUUCGGCCUAUUUGAUUAAUUAUUUGUUAUAGAGAAAUUAUUAAAAUUCUUUGGUUUAA
Messenger RNA from Eurypyga helias (sunbittern), 426 nucleotides. It is a transcript of the gene RPLP2, whose product is annotated as ribosomal protein, large, P2. Gene Ontology annotation, biological process: cytoplasmic translational elongation. Gene Ontology annotation, molecular function: structural constituent of ribosome. The transcript is spliced from 4 exons. Gene Ontology annotation, cellular component: ribosome; cytosolic large ribosomal subunit. The record is from RefSeq and is a predicted model, not a curated record. The coding region runs from base 39 to 386 and encodes 115 amino acids. Lineage: Eukaryota; Metazoa; Chordata; Aves; Eurypygiformes; Eurypygidae.